AGCUCACUCUCUCGUCAUUCACACAAACUUUGGAUUCAAUUUCAAAACGUUUUUAAAUAUUUUCAAAACAAAAUCACAUUUCAAUUGAUUUCACAAAUAAUGGCAAAAAUGAGUGAUAUUUUGAAACAGGAUUUGUAUGAACUCUUGUCCAUCACAUAUGAAGCAACUGAACAGGAGAUCAGGAGUUCGUACCGACGUCUGGCCCGCGAAUGUCAUCCCGACAAAUGUCCGGACAAUCCCGAAGCCGCCAAAAAACUUUGGGAUCAAUUGCAAGAAGCGUUGAAAGUGUUGACCGACGAGACGGCGAAGAGCGCUUACGACCGGCUAUUAAAGGCCCGAAAGGCUAACGCUUUGAGACACAAACAAUUGGAUCAAAAGCGACAGAAACUGAAGGAUAAAUUGGAUGCGAGAGAGAAGUCGGCCAAAGAAGACGUGUUGUCCGAAGCGGAAGCCGUCGACCAAUUGAAGCGAGAGAUCGAAAGACUUCGCAAAGAGGGCUCAAAACAAGUGGAGACAGAGAAUGAGAUCUUAAAGCAACAAAUAGAGGAAGAAUUGAAGCAAAAGAUUGAAUCGGAUUUAAAGAAGAGUCAACUCUUGCCUAAACUCAAGAUAAUUAGGAAAUCAAAAGAAUUUGAAUUAAGUUCUGAUAAUUUAAGCGAUUAUUUGAGUAAAUUUGGAGAAAUAAAUGGUUUGGUUUUGACGAAGAAUAAGAAGAAAGCGUUGAUUGAAUUCAAUGAUUACAAACAAACGUUAAAUGUUUUUGACAAUCGACACCAAUUCGAGCACUUGUUUACCAUUGAAUGGAUUGGAGAUAAACCCGAUAUCAAUGAAAAGACCGCAGAAACGGUCGACAUUUCAAAUACAAACCAUUUAAACGAUAUUAAUAUGAAACCAAAUGAAGACUUUAGUAACGAUUACGAGAGUAUUGUAUUGAGGAAUAUGAGGGCCGCAGAGGAAAGGAAACGAUUGAUUAAACAAAUGCAAGAACAAGACUCACAGCAAGAUUAAUGCAU
Molecule: messenger RNA, 1013 nt
Organism: Medioppia subpectinata
Lineage: Eukaryota; Metazoa; Arthropoda; Arachnida; Sarcoptiformes; Oppiidae
Source: the annotation of a GenBank genome assembly